ACAAUCUUGUGUUGGUUGUGUUUGUUAUUCAAACUUUAUCAAAAACCUUCCUUGUCAACAAACAAGAUCAACUCCUUGCUGCUUUUGCUUUUGUUUCCUUCAUCCCUCCUUACCGUUGUAUGAUCUUCAACUUUAACGUCCAUCUCAUACCCUCAAACAAACCUUGGCAUCACUCUGCAUUCAAGUAUUCAUAACGACUUUUCGACUGCAACCAUUCUUGCACUAGACGACUACAUCUUCCAUUACAAGUUUCCCAAUUAUCGAAUUACACAAUAUCUCUCUUACUCUAGAUGGCAAUAAUGGAUCAUUCAAUGCACUCUCACCCUGAAUCGGGAGAAGAGGGAGCUUUUGACAGCUCUGCUUUUCUCUUGCACCAAGGUCAAGAAAUGAACUUUGGAGAUAUGCAUACCCACUCUACACCAAAGAUGGGAGAUCAAGAAAGACAAAGUCAUUCUCCGCCAGGAAAUUUAAGCCUUUCACAAUUGACAGGAAUGCCAGGUUUAUCUGAUUCCAUGUCUUCUGCCCAUCAACAUCCACCACCGUCACAUUCUUGGCAACAUCAGAAUGGAUCAGAUGUAUUCCUAGAUUCAGAACGUGAUUCUGACAUGAACCAAAAUAGUCUCGGCCUUUUGGGCGGUAGCUUCCCAAACACAUCUGUUUCAUCAACUCCUUCAACGAUUCAAGCAUCCUCUCAUGGACAUCAUCACCAUCAUUCUUCCUCCUCUGCAUCUUUCCCUUCUCCCUUUACUGCUGCUUCAAUGGCCAACGGAACGACAUUGCUACAAAACAGUCAUCCCGGUCACCAGUCGAAUUGGCAGCAUAUGAUGGGUAACGAUAUGCAAUUCAAUGGAAUGGAAGGAGGGGCAACAUUGCAUCGUCAACAAUCUAUUUCAAACUUGUCUGAUGCCUCAAGUUCUUCAAUAUAUAACGAUGGUGCAAGCUUUGGCAGUCAAAGUGCAUUUGAUCCAACUUCCCCAAUUCGUUCCUCUUUUACACCUUCGCAAUCGCCUAUGGGAAUGUCUCACUCGCUCUCCUCUUUGGCAGGAUUGGCAAUCGGUACGCCCCAUCAACAAGCAAUGAACCCAUCUGCAUUGGAAGAAUACGUUUCUGGUCCAGGCUCGCAAUUUGCUCACCAUGAGCACUUGUUAUCUCUUUCGGGAACUCAUCCAACUUCCGUUCCUUCAAGUGCCUCAACACAAAAUUUUUCUCUCAUGGCACCUCCAAUCUCCACUGCGGUCAACUCACGUAGAAGAUCGACAGGUGUUGCACAUACAUUGUACACCGAUCAAGUUCGUCAAUUGAGGCAUGAUAUGGGCGGAAAUACAACAUCAGCAGAUGAUAUCACCCCUAUGCCGCCAUCUUAUCAAGUGUUUGCAGGUCAAACAUCUGAAAGCGAAGUUUCAAGCUUGGCAUCUCAAGGAUCUUCAGGUAGAAACACUUCAAAUGGUGAACAAAAUCGAAGGUUGCCGAGUACGCCGCGUAGUUCUAGAAAUUCGGCAAACCUUGGCAACCAUGAUCAACACCCUGCCACAAUGCCACCAACGAUGCACAGCUAUAAUGGUUUCCAAACCCCUCAAUCUAUGCGACCUCAAUCAUCACCCGAUGAUUCUAGCGUCAUUGGCAGCUCCAUUUCUGGUUCUGCAUUCUCUGCUCCACGAUUGACGAGGAUGGAUUCGUUUGAUAGUUUCACAACUGGAAGUGCUUAUUCUUCUCCAUCAAGUGAAUCACGAGGAAGCAUUGCAAUGCAAGGAAGUUACAGUCAUGGAAUGAUUGGCUCUAAUGGAAGAUCGUUGGAAGCAAGUAUUGCAGAGCAUGAAGCAAAAUUGGCCGCUGCUCAAAAUGCAACACAUAUGCAUCAGAACGGAACAGAUUCGACUGGAGAUCGAACACUUUCACCCUCUUCGGUUAGCACAAUGUCAGGCAGCGGAGGUGGUCAAUCAGCUUCCAUGUCUCGCGUUUCAUCAGCUCCUGCACGAGAUGGAAUCAAUGGAUUCACAUCAAUUCCAAGUACUCCUUUACGUUCUUCUUUGGGCUUGCAUCAUCAAUACGAACAACAAGAAUCUCCUCUUCCAAGUACACCAAUGGGACCGAACAAUAUGGCAGCCACUGCAGCUGCAUUGAAUGCAGCAGGAUUGUCCGGUUACUCUACUUCUCAAAUGCAAGCUAUGGCAAGAGAUGCAAAUACUGCCGCAUAUGCUGCUCAUCAUCAUCAUCGAAUGCACGAAUUGACGAUGAGCGCUCCACAAAUGAUUUCUUCCCGCAGUACAAGUAGCUUGCCUUCGCCUGGAAUGGGAAUGAGUAUGGGCUUGAUGUCACCUGCAGGUGCACCGGCUUCGAUGCACAAUCCUUUUGGCUCGCCUGAAGGAGGAGACGAUAUGAUUCGUUCUCCUUCAAGCGGAGCUGCAAGGAAUGCAACACCAAAGAGCCGUGGCAGAAAUGCAGCACCUCCUCCUUUGAUCGUUUCUUCUGCUGAUAAGCUGCACGUUUGUUAUUGUGGAAAGCGAUUCAAACGAUUGGAACAUCUCAAAAGACAUAAUCGCGUUCAUACACAAGAAAGGCCACAUCCUUGUCCUGCGCCUGGUUGUAAUAAAUGGUUCGGCAGGACGGAUAAUUUGACUCAACAUCUCAAAACGCAUUAUAGAACGUUGGGCAGAACAAGCGAGAGUUUGUUACACAUCACUCAAGCUGCUGCUGCUGCAAAAGCCAACGGUCCAGAAUCACGCGGCUUGACAGGUAACGGAAUGACGGGUAUGGCUUUAGAUAACGGUCAUGAACCUCAAGAAGCAAGACAUGAUCCACACGCAGCUGCUGCUGCUGCCGCUGCUCAAGCUGUUUCAAAAACAAACAUGAAACGCAGAAUUACUAUCAGCAAUGAUAUGUUGGGCGGACCAAUCUCAUUAUCUUCUCCUGGUUCAAGUGUCGGAAACGGUUCUCGUUCAUCUGUGGACAUGCUUGGAAAACGUGGAUCAGAUGGUUUCAUCGUACCACAACAACAACAAGGAUUGAAACCGUCUGUUUCUCCUCAACCUUCUUCUCUCUCGCCUAUGGGAUAAAGCAUUUUCUCUUGGAUAUUUAUUUCUUCUUCACGGUCACAAAUUAUACAUUCACGGUCAUUCAACAUUUUCAUUCUCUCUCUAUUUUUGGAUUCUCUACUGUAGCCUACAAACAGCUCUUCAUGCUCAGCACUCGAUUGCCAUUCAAGCACAACAAAACGCAUUCAUUGCUUCG
Molecule: messenger RNA, 3228 nt
Organism: Meira miltonrushii
Lineage: Eukaryota; Fungi; Basidiomycota; Exobasidiomycetes; Exobasidiales; Brachybasidiaceae
Exons: 1
Coding region: 291-3053 (920 amino acids)
Biological process (GO): sexual reproduction
Cellular component (GO): Ste12p-Dig1p-Dig2p complex; nucleus; Tec1p-Ste12p-Dig1p complex
Molecular function (GO): DNA-binding transcription factor activity
Source: RefSeq, a predicted model, not a curated record